AACGACCAGCGUUAGGAGACGACGCUUACCCCUUAACGAACCAAACCAACCAACCAACCUUCCGCAUGGCGGAGAGUCCAAACUCCGAAAGAUCUUCUUGACCCGUUCCCUUCAUUUUCUCUCUCGCCUUCUUCUCCCAAUUCUCUCAUCUUCCAAUAUCUUCAAAAUCAUUUCUCCAUGUCUCCGCCGUUCAUCGUCGAUGGCGAUGUUUCCGCCGCCAACUCACCCUCUCCGCCGCUCAUCGGCCGGCUUGCUUCUGUGUACAGCGAGGUCCAGGCCAAUCGAAUCGAUCAACCUCUCCCUUUCCCCUCUGUUCUCGGAAAACUGUUCGACAUUGUCGAUGGCCCUCCCAGCUCCGCCGCCGGCAACCCGGCCGAGAUCGCGAAGCUGUUUCCUAAUCUGUUUGGCCAACCGUCGGCGAUGUUGGUGCCGAGCGAUUCCGGUGCGGUCAAGGUGGAUAAGAAAUUGAAGAUCGGAGUUGUCUUGUCUGGAGGCCAAGCACCUGGAGGGCAUAAUGUGAUUUCUGGACUAUUUGAUUACCUACAGGAUCAUGCAAAAGGAAGCACGUUGUAUGGUUUCAAGGGUGGUCCUGCAGGGAUCAUGAAAUGCAAAUAUGUAGAACUGACCGCACAAUUUAUCUAUCCAUAUCGAAAUCAGGGUGGUUUUGAUAUGAUUUGUAGUGGGAGGGACAAAAUUGAAACUCCAGAACAGUUUAAGCAAGCUGAAGAAACAGCUCAGAAGCUUGAUCUGGAUGGACUUGUUGUAAUUGGUGGAGAUGACUCCAAUACAAAUGCCUGCCUCCUCGCUGAAAACUUUAGGAGUAAAAAUUUGAAAACCAGAGUGAUCGGUUGCCCAAAGACUAUUGAUGGUGAUCUCAAGUGCAAAGAGGUCCCCACAAGUUUUGGAUUUGAUACUGCUUGCAAGAUAUAUGCAGAAAUGAUUGGCAAUGUGAUGGUUGAUGCUCGAUCAACAGGAAAAUAUUAUCACUUUGUAAGGCUUAUGGGUCGUGCUGCUUCUCACAUUACGCUAGAGUGUGCUUUGCAAACUCAUCCAAACAUUACUAUUAUUGGAGAAGAGGUUGCAGCUAAGAAGCUUACCCUGAAAAACGUUACAGACUAUAUCGUGGAUGUAGUAAUUAAACGUUCCAAGCUUGGUUAUAACUAUGGUGUCAUACUUAUUCCCGAGGGUCUGAUUGACUUCAUUCCUGAGGUUCAGCAACUUAUUGCGGAACUCAAUGAGAUUCUUGCCCAUGAUAUUAUAGACGAAGAUGGGAUAUGGAAAAGGAAACUUACAACUCAAUCUCAUCACCUUUUUGAUUUUUUCCCACCAGCAAUACAAGAACAAUUGUUGCUUGAAAGAGAUCCACAUGGCAAUGUCCAGGUUGCCAAAAUAGAAACUGAGAAAAUGCUUAUUCAAAUGGUUGAAACUGAGUUGGAAAAGAGGAAGCAAGAAGGUGCAUAUAAUGACGAAUUCAAGGGGCAGUCACACUUCUUUGGGUAUGAAGGGAGGUGUGGUUUACCCACAAACUUUGAUUCAACAUACUGCUAUGCUUUGGGUUACACUGCUGGAGCUCUCCUCCAAAGUGGAAAAACUGGACUAAUAUCUUCGGUAGGAAAUUUGGCUGCACCAGUCGAAGAUUGGACGGCUGGUGGAACCGCAUUGACUUCGUUAAUGGAUGUGGAGAGGAGGCACGGUAAGUUCAAGCCUGUGAUCAAGAAGGCAAUGGUGGAACUCGAUGGUGCACCUUUCAAGAAAUUUUCAUUGUUCAGAGACCAGUGGGCAGUUGAGAACCGCUACAUCAGUCCAGGUCCUAUUCAAUUUGUUGGUCCUGCAUCAAAUGUGCUUAAUCACACUUUGUUAUUGGAACUCGGGGCUCAGGCGUGAUCAUAUUUCUUAACUCGUGACGAUUUUCUGUCCACGACGCAAAAAUAGAAGAAAAGAACUGUGUUGAAUGUUUCCUUUGGGUGUCAAUAAUGCUUCUUCUUAUUGCCUAUUGGAACUCUAUUUACAGGCUUACAGUAGGUUUAUUGAAUAAAAAGGGAAAUGAUAGACCAAUUGUAAUAAGAUAGAUCCUUUAGAAUCAACAGUAGAUUUUAGAACUUGUUUUUGUUCUGUGUAACAAAGUUCUAAAACAUACCAUUUGGAUUAAUUUUGUUGCAGAAUGAUCUUUGAAA
This is a messenger RNA of Momordica charantia (bitter melon), 2174 nucleotides long. Its product is annotated as pyrophosphate--fructose 6-phosphate 1-phosphotransferase subunit beta. The record is from RefSeq and is a predicted model, not a curated record. Gene Ontology annotation, cellular component: cytosol. Lineage: Eukaryota; Viridiplantae; Streptophyta; Magnoliopsida; Cucurbitales; Cucurbitaceae. Gene Ontology annotation, molecular function: 6-phosphofructokinase activity; ATP binding; diphosphate-fructose-6-phosphate 1-phosphotransferase activity. Gene Ontology annotation, biological process: fructose 6-phosphate metabolic process; glycolytic process; response to glucose.